AUGGAGGAGACAUCGCAACCAGAGAAAAACCAAGAGCUGGAAUUGAAAAACCAGAUUGAGGAGGAAGGAGGGAUCCGUCGGCGACUGCGAGACAGGGACCUUCUCAGAAAGAGAAAAGCCGAGGCAGAGGAGAAGGAAACUAACCAGUGGGUUUGGGGGGUGGAGAGCCAGAGAAAAAGAUCAAGAACGGGGGAUAAGAGCGGCUCCAAGAAGAGAGGAAGACCCAGGAAGAGUGAACCUGUGCUGUCGGUCAUUCAGGAAGAGCCAGUUGUGACUCGGGAGGCUCCUGCGGUCGUGGUAGCACCUGGACCGGCUGCAUUAAUCUCUGAUCAAACAUCGGGCCCCCUGACCCCGGUGCUGGCUGUGGAAUCCCAGCCAGCUUCUUUCCUUGUUGCACCUGCUCCUGCACCAGUGCUUCAAUCUGUCCAAAACACGGUCUUUGGCCCUUUUCUGACCUCUCCUCCUCCACUUGGCUCAGCUCUAGGCACAUCUUCUGUUCUGAUACAAAGUUCAGCUCCAGUACAAGUUCCCAAUCCAGCCCCCGUACAGGCUCCCGACGCAGCUCCAGCAUUGCCUCUUGAUAUUUUCUCAGCCCCAGCUCUGUCCCAAGACUCCGCUCCAGCUGCGUGUGUUGCUCCUCCUCCAGCUCCUCCUCAGGUGGAGACCCUCUACACCGAGUCACAAGCCAGGGACGACCAGGUCCUGAUCGAAGACCUGGGCCCAGACGAGGAGGAGGACGUCUCUCCAUCACAAGAAAGAAGAGUUAACGAAGGUUUAAAUGAAGCUCUUUCCGUCAACGUACCCGAGCAAACCAAAAUGUAUUCAGUUCCAACCUUGUCCUCCUCCACUCUGCCACAGGAAUAUCUUCCAGGAAAUUAAUUGCAGUUUUUUCUAAAAUCCACCGUUCAGUUGCUCAGUUCGGAGCACACAAAAAUUCUUGCUUCUUGGUCGCAUAUGGUACAGGAAUAUUGUUUAAGGUUAGUAUGCAGUCUGAUGAUUGAAGAGAACAAAUGUAUAGAGCUGUGGCAUUAGGUAUUUGUGUAUGAAUUCACACCAAACUUCUGUGGUUAUUUAUUCUGCGUUGUGCUCCUUUGCAAAGUUCACUGAUUGCUUUUUUAUACUUUGCAUUUAGUAGACAAAAGAUUAUGCUUGCUUUAUUUCAGAAACAGUAUUAAUCUGUAUUAAUUGUUUAUUUGUAAGAGUGUAUUUUCAUGAAUAUGUUUUCAAAUGUUUUUAAAUCAAAUAAAAUUAAGUUCUUGUAUCAUAACAUGUGUUUAUUAUCAUCUAUGUAAUUUUCAAAUGGAGGAUGUAUAUGUGACAUCAGCUUGCUCUUCAUCGAUCCCACAGCUGGGCCCCUAUAAGGUUCAGCUCAAUUCUUUUAUUGCAGCAAAGUGCUAAUUUAAGUCUGUUUUAAAGUUAAUGAAACAUGUACUUGAUUUAUUUUUUCUAUAAUUACCUUUACAUCUUACCAAUAUGAUAACCAUUUACCCUUGCCAUUUUUGAUGGUUUAGAAAACUAUCCUGAAAU
Menidia menidia (Atlantic silverside) is the source of this 1527-nucleotide messenger RNA. The record is from the annotation of a GenBank genome assembly. Lineage: Eukaryota; Metazoa; Chordata; Actinopteri; Atheriniformes; Atherinopsidae.